Limanda limanda (common dab) is the source of this 2364-nucleotide messenger RNA. It is a transcript of the gene spire2, whose product is annotated as spire-type actin nucleation factor 2. The transcript has 15 exons. Gene Ontology annotation, molecular function: actin binding. The record is from RefSeq and is a predicted model, not a curated record. Lineage: Eukaryota; Metazoa; Chordata; Actinopteri; Pleuronectiformes; Pleuronectidae. Bases 1 to 2364 code for a protein of 787 amino acids. Gene Ontology annotation, biological process: actin filament polymerization; intracellular transport; cleavage furrow formation. Gene Ontology annotation, cellular component: cell cortex; cytoplasmic vesicle membrane.
AUGGCCAGCCCCAGCAGCAGCAGCUCCGGGCCCGGGGGGCCGCGGGGCCCCGGGCCGGCGCAGAGCUCCGAGCCCCGGGAGCUGUCUCUGGAGCGGGUGCUGAAGGUCUACGACCAGCCCAUCAACGAGGAGCAGGCGUGGGCCGUGUGCUACCAGAGCUGCCGCGGGCUCCCGGUGCCCCCCCGGCCCGCUGGGACCGGGCCCGGGACCGGCCCCGGCACCGGGAGGGAGCCGUCCUCCAUCCUCCUGCACCGGGACGGGACCGUGAGCCUGCACCGGGAGCCCCGGGGCCACGACGACUUUAAUGAAACUCAGACGACAGAACGACAGGUGGUCCAGUCGCUGGGCGUGGCCAUCUACCGGGCGCUGGACUGGGGCCUGGACGACAGCGAGGAGCGGGAGCUCAGUCCUCAGCUGGAGCGCCUCAUCGAGCGCAUGGCGGGCGAGGACCCGGGCGAAGAGGCCGAGCGGAUCGCAGGGAACGGAACGACGGACGAGGGGUACAGCGGACAGGAGGAGGAAGAGGAUGAGGAGGAGGAGGGGGAGGGGGGGGCGAUACGGCCGGUACGUACGUUCCGCCAGGUGAUGGCGAGGUGUGCGUCCCGGCUGUCCAAUCCCAGCCUGGCGCCGGAGCACUACCAGGCCGUGUGCCGGGCGCUGGUCCUGGAGACCCUGGAGCUGCAGAGCUUCCUCAUCAAGAUCACAGACGCCAAGGACAUGCUGAAGAAGAUCUCAACAGAGGAAGCUCUGGAGGAUCGGUCGAGCUCCGAGCUGGACGCCCUGAAGAACCGAGACUGGGCCCGUCUGUGGGUGCAGCUGAUGAAGGACCUGCGCCAGGGGGUGAAGCUGAAGAAGGUGCAGGAGCAGCCGUUCAACCCGCUGCCCUCAGAGUUCAGCCUCACGCCCUUCGAGAUGCUGAUGCAGGACAUCCGAGCGCGAAGGUUCCAGCUGCGGAAAGUCAUGGUGGACGGGGACAUUCCCACCACAGUGAAGAGGAAUGCACACGAGCUGAUUCUGGAUUUCAUCCGGUCGAGACCUCCACUCAAACCCGUGAUGGAGCGCAGCCUCCCCCCCCCGCCCCUGCAGCAGCCGACCCUCCACGACCGGGUCCUGGCCGGGAUCAAGCAGGAGAGGAAGCUCCGGCCCGUGGACCCGCCCACCUCCAGACCGUUCGGCUCUCUGCCCUGUCUCGCUCAGACUCGUCUCUGCAGCGUCAAGUCCACGUCCUGCAUCGACCUGUCGGUGUCGGACGCCGGCUCCCGGGCGCCCCCCCGCCCUCGGGUCCUGCUCAAGGCGCCGACGCUGGCCGAGAUGGAGGAGAUGAACAUCUCAGAGGAGGAGGAGUCCCCGGACAGCAGCGAGCUGAAGCGGGUGGAGAACUUCCCCACGCCCAUGAAACGGGACCGUUCCUUCUCGGAGCACGACCUGGCCCUGCUCCGUGGAGAGAUGCUUCCCUCUCUCUCCACGGACGGGGGGGUGCGGCUGAGGGGUCAGAGGCCGCGGUCCCGGACGCUGACCAGCGGAGGACCACCUCCUUACUUCAGAGCAUCGUUCCCGGGUCACAGCUGGACGCCGUCCUCCCCGGCCCGUCUGUCCCUGAGCUCGGUGGACGAGACCACGGAGACCUCGGAGACCACGUCCCGCUCCAGAGCUGCAGACGAGCACCAGUGGAUGGAGGAGUUCAGUCACCCGGUGGAGAGUCUGGCUCUCACCGUGGACGAGGUCAUCAACGUGCGCCGAGUGCUGGUCAAGGCCGAGAUGGAGAAGUUCCUUCAGAACAAAGAGCUCUACAACAACCUGAGGAGAGGCAAGGUCUGCUGCUGCUGCAGAGUCAAGUUCCCUCUCUUCUCGUGGCCGUCCACGUGUCUCCUGUGUAAAAGAUCCGUGUGUGGCUCCUGCAGCGCGAAGAUGAAGAUUCCCUCGAAGAAGAUGGCUCACAUCCCGGUGUACACGGUGGGAUUCCACAGCACCCCCAAGAGCCACGGACACAAAAGCCAGGUCUACAAGUCCCUGAGGACGCUGUCCCGGCGCUCGGUGGAGGAGGAGUUCCCUCACCUCUACGCUCACGGCUGCACGCUGCGCGACGUCUGCGCCGACUGCACCAAGUUCGUGGCCGACGUCAUCUCCUCCAGCCGCCGGAGCCUGGACCUCCUGAACAACACUCCCAAGAGGGAGGCCAGGGGGGGGGCUGCUCCGAGGCCGCAGCUGCAGCGUCAGUCCCAGCUGGACCCUCCCCCCCAGCCUCACCCUCCCCCCCAGCCUCACCCCCCCGAGCUCCCUCAGCAGCAGCAGCGACUUCACGCAUCAUUGCUUCCUUCUUCACCGCAGCUCCGCACCGACACGAGCAACAAUGUGAAACAAUGA